GUUCCUCGCUGUCUCGUUUGGAGAAGAAUGGGGAUGAUGGGUGUGCAGUGGUUUGGUGGUGUUGUGGCGAUGCUGCUGGCCGUGGCUUGCGGCGGCGUGCUGGCUCGCAGGAGCGAGAUUGACCUGUCCUAUCACCCAAAGGUGACGGAGCACAUCACACAGCCUCGGCCGCACGAGUACCUUCGUGUGGAGGACCUUCCGCACAGCUUCACCUGGCAGGAUGUGAACGGUACCAACUACCUCUCCAGCAUGCGCAACCAACACAUUCCAACCUACUGUGGCUCUUGCUGGGCUCACGCCACAACCAGUGCCCUCGCCGACCGUGUCAACAUUGCGCGCAAGGCCGUUUGGCCGAACGGAUACCUUUCCGUGCAGCAUGUUUUGGCCUGCGGUAAUGCUGGGACCUGCCAUGGUGGAGACCACCUUGCUGUCUGGGCCUACGGCCACACACAUGGUAUCCCCGAUGAGACGUGCAACAACUACCAGGCCAAGGACAUGGAGUGCACUGCCUUUACAGCUUGUGGCACAUGCUCGCCGGAAAAGUGCACCCCAGUCUCCAACUACACCGUUUGGAAGGUGGGCGACUACGGCCCACUGAAAGGCCGAGAUGCCAUGAUGGCGGAGAUCUAUGCCCGCGGACCCAUCAGCUGCAGCAUCUAUGCCGAUGCUGAGUUUGAUGCGUACACGGGCGGUGUCUACUACGAGUACCAUCCAAAUGCAACGACCAACCACGUCGUGUCUGUUGUUGGCUGGGGCCACGCUGACGACGGCACCGAGUACUGGAUUGGCCGCAACAGCUGGGGGACUGCUUGGGGAGAGACCGGCAUGUUCCGCAUCGUCACCUCAAAGUUCAAGAACGGUCAUGGGGAUGACUACAACCUCUCCAUUGAGAAGCACUGCUCCUUUGGCGUGCCCAUCGACGUGUGACCAAAGAGGAGCGUGUGACUUGUGUAUGCUUUGUUCUCUUCCUGUCUCAAAGCAUGUGCACAUUUCACACCACUGCACUGCACCUCCCCCCCCCCCAUUACACAACUCAGUACUUUCAAUUUAACACAGCUAACGUGAUAGUUGGGGUCAAGACAAAGUUAACAACCAAA
Messenger RNA from Salpingoeca rosetta, 1097 nucleotides. Its product is annotated as cathepsin Z. Gene Ontology annotation, cellular component: lysosome. NCBI's taxonomy places the organism in Eukaryota, Choanoflagellata, Craspedida, Salpingoecidae. The transcript has 9 exons. The record is from RefSeq and is a predicted model, not a curated record. The coding region runs from base 28 to 927 and encodes 299 amino acids. Gene Ontology annotation, molecular function: cysteine-type endopeptidase activity.